Molecule: messenger RNA, 966 nt
Organism: Frankliniella occidentalis (western flower thrips)
Lineage: Eukaryota; Metazoa; Arthropoda; Insecta; Thysanoptera; Thripidae
Exons: 5
Coding region: 1-966 (321 amino acids)
Source: RefSeq, a predicted model, not a curated record
AUGUGGCACCACGCACUCUUAUCAACCAGGAAGCUGAAAGGUCUGUACCCAAUUGAAGUUGCUGCUAGACUCAGGCAAUGCAAGCUUCGACAUGCAAUGAAGCGUGCCAGAUAUCGCUUGUACCCUCCAGCUCCACCUAAUUUGGACGGCCUUGCAGCUAUUCUUGAGGACCCCCAGAACGAACACAUUGCUGCGACUUCAGACAAACAAGAUAAUCUCUAUGCCGGCACUGUAGGACCCGCUGGAGAAAGGUGUACAAUCUACGUGUCCAGAAGAAUGCAAAGAGUCAUGAGAAAGAUUCGUGAAGUCUUCUCAGAUGCCACUUUCAUCCCCACACCUUUACGUCCCAAUGGUAGACAAGUUUGGCAAAUUGUCUGUGUGCGACGACACAAUGUAAUCCCUCUGGUUGUUGUGCACAUGGAGACAAAAAGCUAUGAAGCAUAUAGAGCUGUGCUUCUUUUCCUACAACAACUAGUUCCCAGGUUCAGACCACGAGUUGUAAUGGCUGACUUUGAACAAGCCCAGCAAUUAGCCUGGCGUGAAGUUUAUGGUUGUAUCGUGAGGGGAUGCUACAUCCAUUAUGUUAGAAAUGUAGGAAGAAAGGGGAAGAAGUUUGGUUUGACCAAGCGUCUCCUCCGUGAUGAGCCAGAACUUAGAUCUAUUUUCCGCUCAUUUAUGGCAAUUCCACUCCUGCCUCAUGCAGAAAUGCGUCAUGGUUUCUUGGUGCUGGUGCGGAGUGCAAUGAGAGAAAAUGUCAUUCAACACAUGAUCAGAUUUUUAGCAUACUACAUCAGAACAUGGAUGCAAGGUCCAAACUAUGAAAUCCUAUCUGUCUACAAUCAGCCGGACAGGACCAACAACGCCUGUGAGGCAGCCAAUAGGGUCCUAGGGAUGGAAACUGGACCCCAUCACCCAAAUAUUUGGCACUUUAUCCACUUAACAGCUAGAGCUUGCCAGAGCCUUUAA